Molecule: messenger RNA, 1660 nt
Organism: Arachis ipaensis
Lineage: Eukaryota; Viridiplantae; Streptophyta; Magnoliopsida; Fabales; Fabaceae
Source: RefSeq, a predicted model, not a curated record
UUAACAUUCACAUCAUAAUUACUACUAUCUCAAAUAUUACACACUACGCUUUUCUCUCUCUCUCUCUCUCUCUCUCUGAUCUCUCUCACUCAACAUAUUCGUAGCAUAUCUUUAAACUCAGAAUUCAAUUUCAGUUUCCAUUAGGACAGGAAUAAAACGAAGCAGAAGAAUAAACAGAAACGGAGUGAAUUCGAAAUCAGUUUAUAUUUUUCGAAAACUCUUAGCUCGUAUCCGAAUCGAGUCACUUCAAAUUCGGUGCCCGCCAGCUGCCUAGAUCAAACUCCUUCUCUCGUAAAUGCUCGGUUUGGACUCGAUCUAGAUCGAGUUCUUCAUACACUGAUAUUGUGGGAGGAUUUACAUGAAGAACGGGAUGAUAGAAUGCCAUGUUUGCCAUUCCAAAUUGGUCUCCCCUUCUACCAAGACUAUAUCAAGGGCUUAUGAUCGCCACAAAAGUAGGCUAUCACACAAGCAGCGCGCUCUCAAUGUGUUUUUGGUUGUUGGUGACUGCAUUCUAGUUGGAUUACAGCCUAUUCUUGUUUAUAUGUCCAAGGUGGAUGGGAAAUUCAAUUUUAGCCCAAUUAGCGUUAAUUUUUUGACAGAGGUCGCAAAGGUUUUCUUUGCUGUUGUUAUGCUUUUAUUCCAGGCUAAGCAUCAGAAGGUUGGGGAGAAGCCUCUUCUAUCAAUUUCUACAUUUAUGCAGGCGGCUCGUAACAAUGUUCUUCUUGCUGUUCCUGCUCUUCUGUAUGCUAUAAACAACUAUCUGAAGUUUAUCAUGCAGCUUUAUUUCAACCCUGCUACUGUAAAGAUGCUAAGCAAUUUGAAGGUUUUAGUAAUAGCAGUUUUGUUAAAGGUGAUUAUGAAGCGCCGGUUUUCCAUUAUUCAGUGGGAAGCUCUUGCUCUAUUGCUAAUUGGUAUCAGCGUUAAUCAAUUACGAUCUUUACCCGAAGGAACCACAGCCAUGGGUCUUCCUGUCACCAUGGGUGCAUAUCUUUAUACAUUGAUCUUUGUAAGUUUUGUUUGCUACUUAUGCAGUCAGUUAAGUUCAAAGUUCAAUUUCUUUUCAUCAUGCAGCUACUGAUUAUCUACUUUUGAUUUACAGAACUUAUUUUUGUAUGGAUACGGAGCUAUAUUCAAUUUUCUUGGGAUAAUUGGUACUGCUAUAAUCAAAGGUCCUAGCAGCUUUGAUAUCCUACAAGGUCAUUCAAAAGCCACUAUGCUGUUGGUAGCAAACAAUGCUGCCCAAGGGAUUCUAUCCUCUUUCUUCUUCAAAUAUGCAGAUACAAUUUUGAAGAAGUACUCAUCAACAGUUGCAACAAUCUUUACGGGCAUAGCCUCUGCUGCACUCUUUGGACAUACUUUAACAAUGAACUUCAUUAUAGGCAUUUCUAUUGUAUUCAUCUCAAUGCACCAGUUCUUUUCACCACUUUCAAAAGUCAGAGAUGAACAGAAUGGUGUGCUGGAGCUGCAUGACGUUCAUGACAAACAAAGAUGUGGUGCACUCUUUAUAAAGUCCUAAGCAUAAGAAUUAAUUUUGACUUUUGCGAUAGCUUUGCAUGGAAGGGAUUUUUCUACUUGGUUCAUAAGGCCAUGAAUUCUUUACUACAGGAGUCUGCAUGUUAGCAAGCUACAACUUUCAGCCGCUGAAAGCUGAAGAUUUUGA